Messenger RNA from Soboliphyme baturini, 2315 nucleotides. Lineage: Eukaryota; Metazoa; Nematoda; Enoplea; Dioctophymatida; Soboliphymatidae. The record is from the annotation of a GenBank genome assembly.
AUGACAAGCGCCAGUUAUCCUGACACCUCUGAAACCGUGCUUACCGAUGAUCCGGUGAUCGAUAUCCAGACUACUUUUCCAACUGCAUCUACUGAACUGACGAGGACGAGUGCGACUCCGGAGACCAUGAUGUCCAGUGCAACUUCAUCCAAUGACACAUUAAGCAUUACAACGAUUGAUCCCGUUUUUGUUCAGAUCGAUUCUGUAAUCGUUUCUAUACAGACCCCCAGUAUUCCUAAAACUACCAGUCGUGAAGAAGAAAUCAGCAAUCGAAACGAAUCGACGUUUCUCAUCACGCAGUACUCCGUGAAAUCGAACGACCUGGACAACAUGAACAGUUUAAAUGUGGACCCGACGCCACCGGCGCUUCCAACGUUCUUCUUCCUGAACGUAUCUGAGAUGUUGCUGAACGGAACCACUACACUUACGCCACUGAAUUCUACAGUUCAAGGCCUUUCCGAGGCCGAUAAAGAAAGACCACUUUUUUGGACGAAUCGCGAGAGGUCGUUGAACAGCUCGGGCUUCGACUUUGAUCAGGCAUCUCUGUUGUCCCUGGUUGUAGGAGAAACGUCCAAGUCGAAUGUCACCCGGGAGGAAAUUGAGAAAACGUCGAGUACCGGUCUACGCAAAGCUUAUCUUGAGGGUCUGAACCGAAAAAGGAGAUCUACCGGCUGGCUGCCUAAACUGAAGUCCAAAAAUGUCAUUAAAUCGUUCAAUGAGUUGUUAGCUUUCCCUGAACCGGAACUAGAAACAGAGAGUUACACUAGUUCCGUGGAAACCGUCGCUCAUGUCAACAACUCCGCCGUAGGUAUGAAGCUGCCGUCUGACAGCAUUGGUAUUUUAGAACGGAAAUGUUUACUGAAGGCUGUCUCGGGAACGUUCCGCCACGGCGAGUUGGUCGCGAUCAUGGGACCGUCUGGAGCGGGAAAAUCAACGCUGAUGAAUGUGCUGACAGGAUACAAGGUCAAAGGUGCUAGUGGCGAGGUGAUGAUAAAUGGCCAGAAGAGAAACCUAGCCGUCUUUCGUCGCAUUUCAGCAUAUAUCAUGCAGAGUGAUCACGUCUUGGAAAAUCUUACUGUGAAAGAGGCUAUGACAUCUGCUGCUAACUUGAAACUGUCCAACAAAAUCUCAUCAAAGCAGAAGAAAAGGAUCGUGGACGAGAUUCUCACCACCCUUGGACUGUCACAAUGCAAACAUACUCGCGGAGGUCGUUUGUCCGGUGGUCAGAGAAAACGCCUGAGCAUCGCUCAAGAACUCAUCAACAAUCCGCCAGUGAUGUUUUUCGAUGAACCGACCAGCGGUCUCGACGCCCAGACGUGCUUGCAGUGCAUCAGUAUUUUGAAGUCGCUUUCCACCGGAGGACGAACUGUAGUAUGUACGAUUCAUCAGCCGUCAGCUAGGGUAUUCGAAAUGUUCGACACGCUUUACAUGCUAGCCGACGGUAGGUGCAUUUACAGAGGAAAGACUGAUCAUCUUUUGCAGUAUUUGAAUUCGUUUGGUCUCAAAUGUCCCCCGUAUCAUAAUCCGGCUGAUUUCGUUAUCGAAGUUGCAUCUGGAGUGUAUGGUGACCAACUGGAGAAACUCACCAAGGCUGUCGAUGACGGUUCUUGCGAAAGGAGCGAUGAAGUGGGUAACGAUGGCACCAGAACCGAGUCACAGAACUUAACUGACCCACAGUUCGAGAAGUGCACGAGCAGCAACUGCGUCCCAGUGAAACCCUCUCCAUCCUGCAGGGAACAAAGACAGAUGGACAUGCCGCGAAUCAAGCGAUACAGCAGUAAUUGUGCAAAACAGUUUGUAGUUCUGUACAAAAGAACUUUUAUGUGCAUUUUACGGGAUACGAAUCUGACGCAGCUUCGAUUCAUCAUUCAUCUGACAGUGGGCGUGCUGAUUGGCCUGUUGUACUACGACAUUGGCAACAAGUCAUCCAAAGUAAUGAACAACGCGGCAUGCAUGUUUUUCUCGGUCAUGUUCCUGAUGUUCACGGCGAUGAUGCCUACAGUGAUGACAUUUCCUCUCGAAAUGGAUGUGUUGAUGCGGGAACAUCUCAACUACUGGUAUAGCUUAAAGUCGUACUUCUGCGCCAAAAGUAUGGCUGAUUUUCCUUUCCAGGUAAUCUUUCCAAUUAUCUACAGUACGAUCGUUUACUGGAUGACGGGGCAGGCACAGGAAACAUUCCGGUUCGUCAUGUUCCUUGCCAUGUGCAUUCUGGUUUCCUUUGCUGCCCAAUCGUGUGGUUUGCUCAUUGGAGCUGCAACUUCAGUCCAGGUAGAAACUCUAUAUUGCAGAGAAUGUUAUGUUUAUACUAAUUAAGC